AUGUCUACUGAUCUUUCGAUUUCGUCGCUGUACAACAUCAAGGGGAAGAUUGCCCUGGUCACCGGAGGAGGCUCUGGCAUCGGCAAAAUGAUUGCGGAGGGACUCGCGAAGAAUGGCGCCAAAGUGUACAUUGCGGCGAGAAAGGAGGCACAAUUGAAGGCGGCGGCCGAGGAGAUCAACAAGACGUCUGCUGGGAAGGUGGACUACAUCGUCGCCAACAUUGCAUCGAAAGCCGGGGUUGACGCCCUCAUAGCCGAGUUCAGAAAGCGCGAAUCUAAGCUGCACAUUCUUGUGAACAAUUCCGGAAUCACCUGGGGGGCCCCCUUCGACAAUUUCCCCGAGGCGAAGGGCUGGGACAACAUCUUUGCUGUCAAUGUCAAGAGUAUCUUCUACAUGACCUCUGGGUUGGUCGAUCUACUGGAGAAGGAUUCGACGAAUGCCGACCCCGCGCGUGUUAUAAACAUCUCGUCCGUCGCCGGUAUUGAGGCAGAGAGUGAAGGCAGUCUCAGCGAUGCGGGUAACGGUGUCUGGAGUUACAACACUAGCAAAGCAGCUGUCAACCAUCUCACAUCGCAGCUCGCCAUCACGCUCGUUCGUCGCCAUAUAAAUGUCAACGCCAUCCUUCCCGGACUUUUCCCCAGCAAAAUGACGGCCUUCGGGUUCAAGACUGUUGGAAGUGACAACUUUGCUGCCUCGCAGCCGACGGGCCGCUAUGGUCAUACGGAGGACAUGGCUGGCACGGCUUUGUUCCUUGUGUCUCCCGCUUCGGCACAUGUCACUGGUAACCACAUUAUCCUUGAUGGUGGAUCGCGGUUGCUGGCGCAGAGGGUCACCGGCCAGGUCAAGCUCUGA
Molecule: messenger RNA, 852 nt
Organism: Pleurotus ostreatus (oyster mushroom)
Lineage: Eukaryota; Fungi; Basidiomycota; Agaricomycetes; Agaricales; Pleurotaceae
Exons: 10
Coding region: 1-852 (283 amino acids)
Source: RefSeq, a predicted model, not a curated record